AAUGGGGUCGAUUUAGAGGGCAACGCAGAUUGACGGGUGGAUGUUUUGGAUGGUUGAUAGUUUGGUUGGUUAAUUGAUUGACUGGUGGAUGGAUAGAUGGGUUGAUUGAUUAAUUGACUGCACGAGCUGAUAAGCUGCGUGGACAGAUACCACCAGAGGGGGAGUCAGGAGAGGGGAGUGAGUGUGAAAUUGUGAAGCGGCGGUCUGUUCAAUUCGGACGCGAUUGCAGAAGGUGAGUGGCUCGGUUCCGUUGACUCGUCAAGAUUCGAGCCAGUCUCGUCACGAUGGUCUGGGCGGUCUUGGUAAUGCGGGUUGUGCACAUGAGCGGCGCUGCCGAAGAGGCGCAUGUGGGACUGGGAUUGGCUAUGCUGGACGGGGUUCUCUCCUCCUCUGCAGAGAGAUUACUGUCGAGAGUCGAGUGAGUGUGAGAGUUUGGAGCCUGUGCUCAGACCUGCGAAAUCCGAUUCCAAUUCCCGAAGCGCACUUUUAGCAGCCAGAGAUUCUUGGCAUGAGGUAUCUGAGUCAACGAGGGGUAAGACGAGCUGGUGGAGGUUGACUUGAAGAGGGGCUGCGGGCACUGAAAUUGAAGAAAUGCAUGUCUGGUAAGCCAGGACUCCUCCGUAGCUUGGACAUGGAUUCUACUGGCUGUUUUCACUUUUCUUGCUAGAGGUGAGGAUGGCAAGUCCAAAAGGAUGACACUCGAAAUGUAAAACGGGACGUUUUGCGACAUGGGGAAGAGAGAAUUACGGUCUCUGAUUGAAGCGAGUGAACAAAAAACGCUCAAGAGGAAGAGACUGAGCAAUGUAUCUGAAGGGACGACCGUGGCUUCGCAUGUGCACGAGGGGGAGAAAUCAAUGGGCAAAAAACGUCGUCGGACCAAGGGAUUGUUCGACGGUUCCAAGAAGAUGACCAGCACUGAAAUUGAAUCUUACACGAUCCCGGGCACGCGGAAGAUUGUCAAAGCUGGGGACACAGUCUUGAUUCAGGCCCCAGAACGUGAAAAACCGCCAUAUGUUGCGAAAAUUGAGAAGAUUCAGAGGAUAAAGGCAGGCAGGAGAGAGAAGACUGUCGUGAAAAUUCGCUGGUUCUACCACCCCGAGGAGACGAUCAGCCGCAGGCGAUCUUUCCACGGUGCACAAGAGGUCUGCUUAUCGGAUCAUUAUGACAGUCAAGACGCGGACUGUAUUCAGGACAAGUGCAACGUCCACACUUUCAAGGAGUACUGUAAGCUCAAAGAAGUGGACAGGCACGAUUACUUCUGGAGGUUUGAGUACAAGGCGGCGUUGCAGGUACUUUCUCCGGAGGUUGUGGAUGUGUACUGCUUGUGUGAAAUGCCAUACAAUCCAGACCAUUUCAUGGUCCAGUGCGAGGCUUGCAGCGACUGGUUCCACCCAUCCUGUGUCAAGCUGAGCCGCGAGCAGGUGGCAAACAUGGACACGUAUGUAUGUCUUGACUGCUCUCAAUGAUACUCAUCAUAUCAGCUGCAGAGACAAAUAUAUCGGAGGGCAUUCGAGGUAUCUGCGAGGCAUGCAGCAAGAUGGUUUGAGAUACCAUGGCAGUACACCCGUACUCUUAGAUACUCGACAAUGGAUCUUUUGCAUUCAAAUCCGAUUCACAACUUGACGUGCUGUAAUAGCAGCCUGUCCAUUAAGUGACUUAGUUAUAUUCGUCUGGGCUCAUUGUCAUGUAAAUUUAACAGUUGAAACUGUUCUCGGUCGUGAAGUUUGUCCGAUAACCUCUUUAUAUAAAAGCG
This is a messenger RNA of Marchantia polymorpha subsp. ruderalis, 1753 nucleotides long. NCBI's taxonomy places the organism in Eukaryota, Viridiplantae, Streptophyta, Marchantiopsida, Marchantiales, Marchantiaceae. The record is from the annotation of a GenBank genome assembly.